This is a messenger RNA of Dimorphilus gyrociliatus, 2245 nucleotides long. The record is from the annotation of a GenBank genome assembly. NCBI's taxonomy places the organism in Eukaryota, Metazoa, Annelida, Polychaeta, Dinophilidae.
UAUGAAAGUGGAAACGGAGAAAUUUAAAACAGAUAAAUUCGAUCCUAUCGUUAAAGAGAAUAUGAAAAUUCUUAGGAAUUCACCAAUAGGAGACGCGCUAUCUUUGGAGAAGGAAGUUGCAAGACGGUUAGUUUGUAGGAAAGGAACAAGAUUAAUUCAAGGUAUACAACCAGUUUGUGAAUAUUGUAACAAAGGAAGUUAUCGACAAGCUUUCCAAGAGCCUAUGACAGAAUGUCAACAUUGUCCCUUCAAUUUUUAUAAUGACCACUUGGGUCAAAGCGAGUGCAAAAAGUGUCCAUCACCAAAUAACUACACGUUGAAAAAAGGAGCAGUAUCCCUGGAGGAGUGCGUUAAAUAUAAAUUUAUUGACUUUAACAAAGAAAAAAAAGAUGGAAUCUUCUUAAUAAAAGAUGAUGAUUACAUUAAACCUUUCAACUUGGGAUUAGUUAUUUUAGGAAUUCUUAUAGAGAAAGAUAACAUAAUGAACAUAUUGGAAAAAAAUACUAACUAUGUUAAUAUUUCGGAACUUCAAAACGGAAUGACGGGAGUGACUAUUGUUGGGAUUGUAAUUGGAAGGAAUGGACCGCGCUCUUUUCCUAGUAAACGAGAUCAUACUGUCAAUAAAAAUGUCCUUCUACUAACCGUUAGAGACUCGGCUCAUGACUUCAUAAAUGUGACUUGCUGGGGCAGCUUAGAUUACAUAAAUAACCUAAGUUAUGAAUUCAUUGUGGGGUCUUGUGUUGAAAUUUCAAAUCCUACUAUUCAGGUUAAGCCGUUGAAUGGAAGCUCGGACUACUACAGUCCAACAACCCCAAGUCAUUUUAUUCUUCACGCUGGAGAACAUAAGGCUACCGUGAAAAUGUAUUUAGGGGCAGACAGAGAAUCAUAUUUAGAACUUCAGCGUAUCCCUACAAAAUCUCCAUAUGAUUUUUACUCUUUCGAGUCUAUUAUUGAGGCCGGUAAACAAGAAACUGGAAGUAUAUGCAAUAUACUCGGAGUGGUUCGUCAGGUUUUAAAGCCUCGAAAAUUUAUUAACAAGAAAGGGAUGAAAUCUAAGCUUUGUGAAAUUAAAUUAUUUGAUCAGUCGUGUGAUAGUUUCAGUCUUAUUCUAUGGAAUGAUUCGUUUAUAUCAAUGGCUGAAGAUUGGAGACCAAAACAACAAAUUCUAUUUGCAACUGACGUGAGACUGAAAUAUGAUCUUUAUCGAAAGAGGAUGACAGCAGAUACCACGUCAAAGACAAUUAUAACGAUUAAUCCCAGAACAAAUCAAGCUUUGAAUUUGUACAAAUAUUCUACUACCGUAACGUUUGAUAGUGACGAUAAAAUUUCAGCCGAGUCAAUAAAUUUGGCUCAGAUUACAGAGAUGUAUAAUAUCUCUGAAAUUAUUCAACUUCAAUCAAUUCCACCAGGAGAAGCUGGGCUCCUUGGUUAUUGUGGUAUAACGUAUGCUUAUAUAACAUUCUUUCCGUUAGAUUGUUCUGUUGAGAAACUAUAUGGAUAUAAAUGUCAAUUUUGUGGUGUAAGAGUAGCAAAAUCAGCCUCAAGCUGUUCAAACUUAAGCUGCGCCACAAAACACGCAACCAAGGGUUUCGUUAAAUACUUUAAUAUACCGAUGGAAAUAACCGAUGAAUGUGGAACUUUGAAAAUGUGUCGGUUUGAAGGGAAAACAGUUGAAGCCUUAUUAAACCAUUCUGUUGACGAAUUUAUAACUCUUAGCGAAGAGUAUAGGAACAAAGUAAAAUGGCAAUUUAUGACAGAACGAUUUAAAAUCUUUUUCAAGACUUCUUUUGCUGAUCAGGAAACGAAUCCUAAUCCAACAGUUUUUCAACGUUCUGCCGAGGAAGAAUAUAUAAACAAAAAUGAUGAUGACGAAUAUGACGAAAGAGAUGUAUUUCAUAUGAUACGAGAUAUAAAAGAUCCUGAACAUCCAUACUCUUUGGAAGAAUUAAAUGUACUUGAAAAGUCAUUAAUAGAGGUUAACAAUGAAAAUAACAAAGUAAUAGUUCAAUUUACACCCACCAUACCUCAUUGCUCAUUAGCAACUUUAAUUGGGUUAUCAAUAAGGGUAAAACUAUUAAGGGAUCUUCCAAAACGUUUUAAGGUAGAUGUUGUUAUCACACCGGGAACGCAUGCAUCAGAAUUAGCAAUAAAUAAACAAUUGGCUGAUAAAGAAAGAGUGGCAGCAGCUUUGGAAAAUGUUCAUUUAUUAACUGUCGUCAAUCAAUGCAUUAAUGGAGAAAAUUAA